AUGGACGGACUACGAACCAACAACUUCCAGCCCGUCAUGGCUGACGAUACUGCCCACUCCCAAUUCAACCCAGAGCGCCGCAGGUCCGGGCCGUUGAAGGAGAUCAUUGCUCAACAGGACAGUCUCUACAAAUACAUCAGCUGGGAGGACCCAGCUCGCACCAUCGGAUCUUACUUUGCCGCAUUGGGCUUUUUGCUUGCCGUUCACCAUCUUCACCUUACUCAAUACGCUCUUAAGACUAGCGCAAUUGGCCUCGGAGUUAUGUCCCUUGCCGAGUUCGCUGGUCGAUCAUUCGGCCCUGACAACUUCGUAUCCCGCCUUCGACCUCGACAGUACAAGACCGUCCCCGAGUCAACACUCAACGCUACUCUGAAGGACGUCCACGACUUCACUCAAUAUGCCGUUGUCCAGAUCCAGAGAAUUCUGCUUGCUGAAGACUUAGAGAAAACCUUUGGCGCUUUCCUUCUGACCACCUCGCUCUACUUCCUCUGCCAGUUCAUGACACCCUUCGGAAUUACCAUCUUGGGUCUUACCACAAUCUACAUCGUCCCUCUCGUCACUUCACCACGAGGCCGAGGCAUUGCCCGCGAUGGCGUGGCUCGUGCCCAGGAGAUUAGCAGCGCAGCUGUUGACCAAGCCAGCACCAUUGCCCAGAACGGCAAGACCACUGCUUCCAACCUCGCUGCUCAGGCACAAGAUGCUGCCUCCAACCUUUCCACCAACGCUCAAGACACUGCCUCAAACUUGACAUCCCGUGCUCAAGACACUGCUUCCAACUUGACUUCCCGUGCGCAGGAUACCGCUGGAGACUUGAGACGCCGAGCUGUCAACAUGGUUCCCGGUAACAACCAGAGCAACACUGAGACCCGACCCGAGCAUGUCAGCGAUGUUACUUCCAGCGUUCCUCACAGCUCUUCUGGACCCACCCAGGCCAAGGACGUCUCAUCCAAGUUCCCUCAAUCCGACAUGUCGUUCGCUGAGUCUAAGGACAAGGCUUCCAAGGCCUCCCACGGUUCAUCCGAUAACUAUCAGACACUCCCCAAGACUAGCUUCAACCCUGACAUCCAGUCUUCUUCGUCCGGAUUCUCUGAGGCUGCUGUCGAGCCAAUCCCCAGCCACUCGCACAACACUUUCAGCCACGGUAACUCAGAUAACUUCUCUUCUGUUCCUUCCGUUCCCUCAAUGGAGCAGAACACCCCCGGCUUCUCCCAAGACAGAAAGCCCCUCAACUAUUCUCAGUUCCCUCACACUUCAACUGGUGCGUCUGGGAUCCCUGGAACUCAAGUCCCUGGCGGUAAGAAGCCUUCCAUCGAUGAGACCAACUACUCCCUCCAGAACCGAAUGGGUCAGGACUCCUCUUACCAGAACUUCGUCCCUCGCGAGGCUGCCAACAGGGGAAACCUCAGCACUAGCGCUGAUACAUCGAUGGGCAAGAUGCCCAUUGGUGAGUUGAUUGAUGAGAAGCAGAAGGCUGGCGAUAAGGCUCCGCCUAUUUCUGGUGGUGGCCUCAACGCCAUGAACUAG
Molecule: messenger RNA, 1524 nt
Organism: Fusarium sp. VM40
Lineage: Eukaryota; Fungi; Ascomycota; Sordariomycetes; Hypocreales; Nectriaceae
Source: the annotation of a GenBank genome assembly